AUGACACUGGUGUCUGUAUAUGUUAUUGGUGUUAAACGGACAUGGGAGCGUCUCAAAUUGGAAUUUGAUCGUCAUACUGAUGAGCUUUCGAGCCAAACUGCUCGAUAUUAUCAAACCUUAUAUGCUGGUCCUAAACUUUUCGGUGUAGAUGAAAAUGACGUACUGUAUUAUCAUGAUAAAGAACAAUGGAUUCCGUAUGAUAGUGUCAGAAAUGUCACAUAUUCAUAUGAUCCAGAUUUUUUCGAUGAUAAUGAAUGUGAUGAUGUUCAUCCAUCAUCAUUGAAUUUGAAUUAUGAACAAACAAUCAAUGAAAGACGAGUAAACUUACUUUGUCUAAUAAUUCGAAUUGGUGUGGAGUUUUAG
Molecule: messenger RNA, 363 nt
Organism: Rotaria sp. Silwood2
Lineage: Eukaryota; Metazoa; Rotifera; Eurotatoria; Philodinida; Philodinidae
Source: the annotation of a GenBank genome assembly